Messenger RNA from Nilaparvata lugens (brown planthopper), 4318 nucleotides. RefSeq lists its product as uncharacterized. Gene Ontology annotation, biological process: proteolysis. The record is from RefSeq and is a predicted model, not a curated record. Gene Ontology annotation, molecular function: serine-type endopeptidase activity. The transcript has 10 exons. NCBI's taxonomy places the organism in Eukaryota, Metazoa, Arthropoda, Insecta, Hemiptera, Delphacidae. Bases 362 to 2383 code for a protein of 673 amino acids.
GAUGAUGCUAGACUGCAAGAAAGUAUAGUCACCUCUUGCCGUGCUGUUGGUAGAGGAACGAACUCUUCACCCGUCAUAGUCUCUCUUCCAGCACUGGCUAAAGCAUGCAUCUUUAGUCGGAAUGAACUAGUGAAACACGUUAGUGGCAGCAAAUUCAGCCACUCUGACUCUACCAAGACAUGUGCAGUUACUCAGUUAUCGGGAAUGGAUUAAGACCCGCUUUGGAUUAAAAGUCCACCAAGUUCUAGUUACCAAUCCGUUACCUUCCUUGGUUUUUUUAAAGCCUGACAACAAGUUCCUCGUACUUCCGGACCAUCUUGCUAAAGUGUUGUGAUAUCGAAAAUUACACCUGAUUCAUACAAUGGUGCAGUCAACGUUUACACAAGAAAGGAGCCAUUUCUCAAGAUUUUCGUUCAGAUCGUACAAACCAACAUGUUUCAGGUGUACAAGACUGUGCUUUACCAUAACAAUACUGAUGACUAUAAUAGGCAAAUACUGCACAGGAGUGGUUGGAACCGACCACCAUCAUCAACACAAUGGCCAUCAUCAUCCACACCAUCAUCAUCAUCACCACCAUAAUCAUCACAAUCUCCAUCAACAGCAGCGGUUAACUGAUCAGUUGAACAGGAUAAAACGGAUAACUGACUCUGACAUGGAAACGUUUCCUUACAAGAACUUCACUUCAAAACCAGCAAAACUUGACGAGUCGGCAAUUAUGUACAAGCCGAGCAAGUUUGAUGACAACGUUCACGAUACAGUGCAUGUUGACAUGCUGGAGAAUGGAACGCAAGUCGAGGAUACUUCAGAUGACAUCGGGAGAGGGACGAUUUUGAUGACUAAGGACCAACCAGAUCCAGAGACUGACAAUUUCAGCGGUUCUACAUCAAACCUUGUGAGGACUCAAAGGAAAAGUGUGACACCUGCCUCAAGAAGCAAAACCACGUCUCAUCAUAAAUCAAGUGAUGUGUCGAAGACCAAGUGGAAGGAGUCACGGGUGAAAUCCGACAAUUCGACGAUCCUGGAAGGACCGCACUUGCGGAGGAGUCGUAGGUCGUAUGUGAGGUUUCCACCCGGGGAGUCUCUCCCGGUUCAACAGCCUCGUAGUUUCUACAGUCAGGCACAGCGAAGGUUUGUCAGGUUUCCUCCAAACUCGGAUUUCCCAACAGGACCCUUCAGGCCUAGCAGACCUCUUGUUCCACCCCAUCCUGGUCACUGGGUGCCUCCUACUGCACCUUUUCAUCCAGGCUUUCAGCCACCAGUUCCAUCGAUGGGCCCAAGAAGUCCUCGGUUAGUUUUCAAAGACCCAGUUGAACCGGGGACCAUUCAAGCUUCGCUUUUCAAUCAAAAUGGCUUCCAAGAUUUGACUGCACCAGAAGAGAACAGAGGAAUUGCAGAUAUUUGGUCAGAGGCGAGUGAUUCAAAGACGAAAUGCAGCAGUGGCAGUUGUGAGUUCUUCCUGUCUUGCUGGAUGACGUCGGGCCUUAUCGAAGGCACAUGUGGCGGACUGCUGUAUGCUUGUUGUCAUAGGAACACCGCGAAAACAAGCGAGCACCAUGGACCUCUGGUGACCAACGACAUUCCAGUGCCCGCUAACUAUGGCCCAGUGGUGAACGACCCCCGCUGUGGUGUGUCUGUUGCUAAGCAAGGAGCUCAAAGGAGAAUAGUUGGCGGCGAUGAGGCUGGUUUCGGAAGUUUUCCUUGGCAGGCAUACAUAAGGAUUGGAUCCAGUAGAUGUGGUGGCUCGUUGGUUAAUCGGUAUCACGUGGUCACCGCCGGUCAUUGUGUAGCAAGAGCGUCAGCCAGACAGGUCCAGGUGACUUUGGGCGAUUAUGUAAUAAACUCUGCAGUGGAACCAUUGCCAGCUUACACGUUUGGAGUUAGAAAAAUCAGUGUUCAUCCGUAUUUCAAGUUCACUCCACAGGCGGACAGAUUCGACGUAGCAGUUCUAAGAUUGGAUCGACCAGUACAGUACAUGGCUCAUAUUGCACCGAUUUGUUUGCCAGAAAAAGGCGAGGAUUUCCUGGGUCAAUUCGGUUGGGCGGCUGGAUGGGGUGCAUUGCAAGCUGGUUCAAGAUUGAGGCCAAAAACGUUGCAAGCAGUGGAUGUGCCAGUCAUCGACAACAGAUUAUGUGAGAGGUGGCAUAAAUCAAAUGGAAUCAAUGUUAUUAUCUAUGAUGAAAUGAUGUGUGCAGGAUACAGAGGCGGUGGAAAGGAUUCAUGUCAGGGUGACUCAGGAGGACCUCUGAUGAUGGAGAGAACAGGACGAUGGUACUUGAUAGGAAUCGUCUCAGCUGGUUACUCUUGUGCUCAAAGAGGGCAACCUGGUAUUUACCACAGGGUAGCUCACACAGUCGAUUGGAUAUCAUACAUCAUCAAUUCAUAGAAAACAGAGAAAUCUUUCCUCGAUCCAACCACCUCAAAACUUCGCUUGACUAAACAUUUUUGUACCGUGUUUUAGUCAAGGAAAACACUUAAUGAAGUCUAGAAGUCAUUGACAUCACCCUGACAACGUUCAAUGGGUGAAUCACUUCAUCAAGCAAUGCGAUGUUAUCAAGAUUGUGUUUAAACCAAAUAUUGCCAGGAAUGCUUAGAGAAAGUUUGAAUACAUUGUUUUCUGCAAAAUAGUGAAGUGCCGGAUAUAUUUAAUAGAAUUGUCUUCGAAUGCUUUCGAGAGAGUUAGAAUACAAUUUGUUUUCUGUGAAAUAGUGAACUGCCGGAUAUAAAUUCAAGAGAAUUGUUUCCCGAUUUUACCACAUUUGAAGGAUUAGAAAAGAAUGAACUAUCUAUCCUAAAUGGUAUCUUGAUUCCAUGACCAAUGAUGCAUCCGGAAAACUGAAGAACUUUACAUAAAUAAGUCAAACAUGGGUAGAAUUAUCAAAUUUUUUAAUCAUUGAUUCAUAAUGAUUAGGUACUCAUGCUUCUAUGAUUCUCAAGCUCCGAGAAAGCCUCAAGUUCUUUCUAAAGCAGAAUAUAUACUUUAAUAUUAAUUUAUUUAUCUUAUAGUGUAGAACGACGGGAUUACAUUGAAUCUCAUAAAAUUUCUGAUGGUAGGAAUUUGUAUAGGAUAAUACUGUAUCUUGUAAUCAAUGUUUCCCUCAUUACUAUGAGAAUUCGAUAGAAUUUUUACUUUGAACAGAACAAAUCCUCUCUGUAUAUGGUAAAGUGACAGAUCAUCUCUAAUUAUCUCUUUAAUUUAAAAAAAACUUUAUUUCGACAUAAAACUGUAAUUUUAAAGCUUUGAUCCCAUAAGGUGAAUGAUAACCUCACUUGUCCACCGAUAAGAAGAUAUAAGAUUUUUUUUUGAAUAUAAACAUAUUGAUAAAACAUUUAUUUGAUAACAUAUCCCAAAAGGGAUUCUCAAGUCCAGGACCAUUCAAUAUAGCCUAAAAGUUGUGAAUAAUUGUUAUAAAUAUAGCAGUUAUACAGCAGCGCCAUUCUCCAUAAAUUAUGAACACCAACAGGUGAUUGUUAGAUUUCCAUAGUAAAUGUGGAUUUGAAAACUGGUGUCUAACUGACUACAAAAAAGACUAUUUAUAAUGAUCGCAUCAAAUAGACCAAACAAUUUUUCCAUACAAAUAGACCAAUCAAUUUUUCCAUAAUUUAUUGAAUUCAACUCACAUCUUCAUUUUCAAUUCUCUUAGUUUAUUUGUAAAGAUAACGCUCAAGAGGAUAUUGUAAGACUCUUUCUUUUAUAUUGUGUAGAAAUCUUGCAAAGUAUAAUAUUUCUCAGUCUCAGUUCAAUAGAGGUAGCUGGAAGCAGCAGAUUAAAACAUCAUCCUAUUAUUAUAGGUUGUAAUUGCAUAGAAUUAAUUCUAUGCAAAAACUCUGAAUAAUAAUCACCAAUAAGACUCUUAAUAUCUGAACAUUUAUACCAAUAUUCACUACAGAUUUAAAAAGAAAUGCUUGACCCACCCAUUUGAACGCUUUAAAAAUAAUGGAACCCAAUUUUAUAUUCGUCUCUAGUUUGAGGGACAACAAAAUCGGUGCAGAUAUUUUUUCUACGUUUUAAGAUUUUGAGUGAGAGUUACUUGAUAUCCACCUGACCGUACCGAUACACCUGCGUUUUUGCCUGUAUUUAAUGUUUGUUUAUACCAAAGACUGUGUGAUUUUGAAACUUUGCGUGGAGUGGGUACUAAACUAUCUGAACUCUCCUUCAUUGACGAGCUCUAUGAGCUGGUACGAUACAGGUAAUUCCAUAACUAUGGGCAGAUUUUGAAAUGUUCAAAUUUUUGGAAUAAUUUUAUUUUUUGUAAUUUAUAUGCGUAAUAUUUGUACAUUAUUUGUUGUAAAAAGCCAUAAAAUUUCGAUUGAAAAUCUA